Tigriopus californicus is the source of this 3676-nucleotide messenger RNA. It is a transcript of the gene Slip1, whose product is annotated as E3 ubiquitin-protein ligase PDZRN3-like. Bases 902 to 3412 code for a protein of 836 amino acids. The record is from RefSeq and is a predicted model, not a curated record. Lineage: Eukaryota; Metazoa; Arthropoda; Copepoda; Harpacticoida; Harpacticidae. Gene Ontology annotation, molecular function: protein binding. The transcript has 5 exons.
AGAAGAAGGGGAGGCCGGAUCAGAAAACCGAGGGUUCCUUUGAAAGCGAAUCAGUGGAUGGGUGGAACAUCGCAUUGCAGUAGUUUGCCGUUUGAACCGUCGUGCUGUCGCAGAGCCCGGUUCAAAGGCGCUUUUUGUCCGAUCUUCGCACGGGGACGUGCGUUCUGCUUAACGAACACGCUGCCCGCUGGUAGCAGCUAGGGCUAACAACUGGCACACUCAUUCACAUGCCCUGAAAAUCUCCAGCUGAUCGAGGAGGCUUUUAGAUCGAAAUGGGGGAUGAAGAGCGCUUUCGCUUCAUCUGUACAACUACAUGCAGGACGUAGUUCUGAGACUUGGUUGCCUUAUCGAGUUCAAUAGUCUCGCAAGACUUUAGUGCAAGACGAGAUUUGGUGCAAGAAGCACGGAAGAGCGACACGAAUUGAUUGACAUCAAAACGUUGAUAGCCAAUAAAUUUUAAAGUCGGCCUCGCUCAUGAGUGUGAAACAAGCCCGAAAGUGAUGAAAAAUUAAGAGGCCCACUUUUUAAAGUGAAUCGGUGUCCUGAUAUUUCUCCAACUUAGGAUAAACAGUGGUGUUGUUGAGCCGGCGAUUUAAUAUCAGCUUCUCGUUAGUGAAACAACGACUAAGAAAAGACGCAGACUCGAAAAGCCAGUGUUGGAAGUCAUACAAAAUAUUCUGAUCCUCUGUUGUUUGGAAUCUUAUAGUAUCUUACUCUUCCCAAUUGAUGCCUUGCUCUGUGUUCUAUCCAGUUCUGCCGCCGUCUUCAUCAUCUUCAUCAACAACAACCUCAUCAUCAUCAUCGCCCUCAUACACUUUGCCAAUGCCUCGUUUCUGGGUAUCGUGUUAUCAAUGAAGUGAUUGAGACAUUUUUUGCCCGUGCUUCAAGAAAGAUAAACACCAUGGAUUUUGUCAUUUUAAAGGUCAAUGGACGUGAUGUCUCCCAAUCUACACACGAAGAGGCCAUGGAGGCUUUCCUCCAAGCCCAGGAGCCCAUCACGGUCGAAGUUUUGCGUCGUAAUCCCACUUCGUCCUCGACCCCAUCGAGCAUGACGAAUACUCAAAGCACAAGAGGGGGAGGCAACAACAAUUGUAACAACAACAACAGCAGCAACAACAACAACAACUCUGCCUACUCUUCAAAACGGAAUUCCUGCUAUUUCCCGUCGGAGAAUAUUGGCAAUUCCAUCGCCAUUCAAACCGAGGUUGUUCUUGGCGGGAUUGAUCUCCCAACUUCGCCCACUCGGGACGACUUACUUCUUCCCUUUCUUGAUUACGAGGAGGUCCUUUUGCAACGAUCUUCGGCGAAUGAGCGUCUCGGCCUCACCCUCUGUUACGAGACAGAUGCGGAAGAUGGCCAAACAGACAUUUUUAUCGAUGACAUCCAUCCAGAAGGACUCGCCGCUUCAGAUGGCCGACUCAAGCUCGGGGAUCAAAUCAUUCAGAUUAAUGGUGAGGACAUUAAGACUAAAGUGCAGGCCCAGGAAAUCUUCUUGCACAGCCAGGGGGACAUUAGCCUGUUGGUGGCUCGUCCACCCAUUCAUUACCAAGCAGGUAGCAGUAGUGCUAACGGUGAUGACUUUGUGUUCAAUGACGAAAAUUUGAACGAGGAGGAGAACGGAAGAAAUGUGGAUAGUUUGACAACUAACCCAAGGGUGUCCACAGAAAGUGGAGACAACUCCCUUCUACACCUUAAAAACAAUGAGGAGUACAUUACCUCAUUAUCAUCCAAUGGCUCGACCUCUUAUCAUCCCGGUGACACACAUCUGAAGGUCAGACAAGGCAGCUCGAGCUCCCGAGAUAGCGGCCAUGCUGAUCUGAACACGAGCAAGUCGAGCUCGUCAACGUCCUCCUCACGUACCGGAGACAGUGCCAUGUCCCCUUCAAAGGAUGCCGUCAUUUCGAAGAGUGCACAGGGUCGCAAUCCUGAAGACUCUUUGGAAGACGAAAAUGAAGAAGUCAUGAAUAUUGAUAAAGAGCUGUACUAUGUUGACAAGAAGCUUAAGGACAUUCGGCUCGACUGCGAGGCCAUGACUGCCAAUAACAAUGGCCGAAUAUAUUUGCAACAACAACAUUCCUUUCAUCAUCUUGAGUCACUGAACGAGCCCAUUUACGAGACUAUUCCCGAGAUGAGUGAAAACGAGGAGGUCUACUGUUUGCCUGUGGAUUCCUUGAAGAAGAUGCAGAGUUCUCCUAAAAGAGCUUCGUUCAAUAUCAAUAACAGCCAGCAUCAUCAAUUGAAGGCAAAACAUCUUCCUCUCAACCACCCGCAACAGAAAUCUCGAAGCAGGUCCAAAUCGAGCGAUUCCAAGUAUCAAGGCGUUAAUCGUUUAAUUCGUUCCACCAGUCUGAAUAAGUACGAUAAGAACAAGAAUCCAACUGAGAACGGGUUUGAAGGUGAGCGGGAAGAUGGCAAUCGGUCGGCAAAAAUCAAAGAAGUCGAGCAAUGGCUCAAGUCCACUUGUGAUGAGCAUGGAUUCCAAAGCACCCCAACUAUCUCAACCAAAGGCCCAUCUAAGCCUCCUCCAAGUCGAUCCAUAUCGAGUCAUCAGGGACUUACUUUACAACUGUCAAAUCAAACUGGAUCCAUGCUAUCACUCGUAAAGAAGGCACCGGAAAAGAAGAAGACCAACCGAGUGAACAUGCCAGCUAAGAUGCCCCUCAAAGGAACCAUGCCGCGCCCUUUGAAUCUCAACCCACCCACCCCAACGAUUCCUUUACCCAAUGACAUCAUGUACACCAACUUGGAGAAUCUCCAUGACACCAUGCGACUUCAACAAGAAAUCCUGCUAAAGAACAAUGUGGUCAACCGUCGUUCCAGCCCAGUUUUCCAAGCUCCACCCCCACCUCCAAACUCGGCGGAUACCAACGAGAAUAGUUGGGAAUGGAAAGUGAAGAUUCGUCCUGAUGGGACUCGGUACGUGACUCGCCGACCCGCUCGGAAUCGACUCUUGAAGGAGAGGGCUCAAAAGUUGGCCGAGGAACGGUGCAGUGGCCUCACCACGGAUGAUGAUAACAUGUCAGAACUCAAGGUUGGCAAAUAUUGGUCCAAAGAGGAGCGGAAACAUCACUCAGAGCAAGCCAAGGAGCGCCGGAGAAAGCAAUUGGCCUUGAUCCAAGCCAAAAACAAUCUCCAACAACAACAGCAACCGAAACAACAACACCAACAACAACAUCAAUAUCAACAACAGCAUCAUCCCGAUCAUCAAAAGCAAACACAUGCUUCUUCUGUUGACAAUGAUUCGCCAGGAUUGUGCCCAGGAAGUACCAUCUCUCCCAAAGGGUUGACCCAUUUGUCACAGCAUCUCUGUCAACCUCAACCAAAACAACAGCCUCCUCCGCAUCCUAAUGAGAACUCGCCGCCAAGGGCUCAAUCUUUGGAUCCUGUUCUACUCAGUGUGACCACCGUGUAGCCAUCUCCAUGUGCCCCUCAGCAAUCAUCAUGACGUCUCUUUUCGCCUUUGUUUCGCGUUGUUUUUCUGUGAUAUCUUUGAGUUUCAUACCCGAUUUUGUUCUCAAAGGUUUGGUCAAAUUGACCGAAAGUUUCAUAACUAUAAUUAUCAUUAUUAUACUGUUAUCAUCGUCUCCAUGAAAUCAAUACUACAAUGUACACUUACCGGUUCAAUAAUUUGGGCCGCCUUUUCUAGUCAUUGAAAAAUAAACCACUUUCAAACAUA